Molecule: messenger RNA, 1597 nt
Organism: Pungitius pungitius (ninespine stickleback)
Lineage: Eukaryota; Metazoa; Chordata; Actinopteri; Perciformes; Gasterosteidae
Exons: 3
Coding region: 188-856 (222 amino acids)
Source: RefSeq, a predicted model, not a curated record
CAAACCCUAAUUGUUAGUGUGUGUGUGUGUGUGUGUGUGUCUGCAUUUCUUCUUCCCUGACAUGAAGAAGUCGAGAGUGUUUGUCCUGCGAGCCUGUGAAUGGUCGUCCUGAGCCUCUUGAAUCGUUGGACUGAAGAAAAGUGGAGGUGGCAGAAUUUAGCUGUGACAAACUGGAGUUUUGGUUACCAUGUGGUGCUGUUGGACGCACUUCGUCUUGGCCUGGGUAUCCAUGGCAACCCCGACGUCUUGCCAAAGCGGAGAUUGGGGUUCGGGCUUCGAAAUGGACUCGGCGAUAGCGGCCACCAACGAAACAUCUCGGGCAGUUGGCGAUGAGCCUGUGAGGAUAGGAAACAAUCAGGACUGGAUGACAUCAGCAGCUUUCUCACCAUCCCUUCCACCGAAGCUGCAGUACGAGCCCCAACCGGGCGAGUGCUCGGUCCACUUCAGCACCACGGCUGCUUCGGCUCGACGGCUGAGGGCCCAGAGAGAGGAGCUGGUCCGUCUGCAGGCCCUCCAGCGCGCAAACAAGGCGCUGAUGGAGAACCUGGAGCAGUUUGUGGGGGCGGAGCUGGGAGGUCAGAGCUACAAAGACGUGAUUAAGGAAAACGUCGAUGGCAUCGCAAAGGACAACAGCAGUUGCCAUGAGGUGGUGGAGAAGGCUGAGGAGGACAUGCAGAAGCAGCUGGAAGGGGAGGAGUCGAGCGCUGGAAUGCAGAAAAUGCGGGACGAGUCUUUGGCCUUUGAAGACUUGCUCCGUGUUGCGGGAGACAUCGCCGGCAGGCUGGAGACGUCCUCGCAGGCCCUGCACGCUUCAUUCAGCAAGCAGCUGAAAGACGUUGCAAAGAUUCAUCGUUAAGGAAGCGGCGAGAAAAAGUUAACGCUCCGUUGUCAUCUUCCAACUGAGCAUGCUCGGUAUCACGUGUGAGACCGAAAGUAAGGUAUCUACGAUCUAAUAUUUUAAGUGAAUUGACCUGCUUUAGAGCAGUGAGAUAAAACAAUAUGUGAUGGUCAGGCAGGUUAAGAGAAUUAAGGAUUUGGAGAAAAAAAAAAUCAUUAUUAAAGAAAAUGCUUCUAUUGUUUCCUCUUUUCCGAAGUAAACUCCUAUUAAAUACUAUUUUCCAUCCAGGCACUAGAAUGUGGAAACUGUUGAGUUCAAAUGUGGUAACCGUGGUUGCUGGUUUGAGCCAAGUUGAGUGUUUAUGAAUCAAACUAGAUUGGCCGUCAGAGACCAAACACAAUGGCUGUGUUUGCCCUCUGCAGAAGAAGGGACGGGUGGACCAUCUGGUUCCAGGGUGAGGAUGGAGGGCAGGGACACGCUUCAGGAGGACUAGUGGCUUCCAGAAGGAGAAUUUGUUUUGGUAACAAUAAAAAGGCAAACUGUGACAUGCAUUGUAAUCUGUUGUUCGGAGAACCGCAUGCCAACAACCUGUGGAUGAGGGAACAUAUAUUGUCUCAAUUAUAAAAAUGUGUUUACUAGUAGGAAGUAAUAAAGGAAACACACCAUGAAAUAUGAUUCUUCUCUUAAAACGUAGUGAAACACUGAAUGCCUUCGAGGUUUUACACAGAAUGAAAACCUUAAGAUCAGAAAAGAAAAACA